AUGUCUCCCGCCGGCGCCAGCCUCAGCAGCAGCAGCACCAACACCAGCAGCGACGCCCACAUGCUGCAGCUCAGCCCCACGGCAGCCCCUGCGCUCCUGCUACAGCCACCUGCGGGAGCCAUGCUCUACGGCCUCGGUCCCCCGCUCGGCACCGCCAGCAGGUCCACCGCAGCGUCAGGGGAGGAGGGGAGGAGGGACUUUUCUGCCUGUGCCAUCCAUUCUCGGCUUGGAACGGCGGCGCGGUUCAGGAUCGCACGCCGGCUUGUGCGGCCACGUGCUGCUUGGCGUCGCCUUCUCCCGCGGCAAGCGCGCCUGUGCGAAAUCCGGGCUCGCACUGACUGGGAUUCUUGCGUGCUGCCGACGGUUGAUUGGGGAAGCAGAGAAGAUUGGGGGUGGGGGACCGCGUCCCAGUUUCAGCAACAAGUUAGGAACCUCGACGGUGCGGACGCGCGUUUCAUCCGGCGGCGCCCCGGCCGGCUUCCAGCAGGUGCCGAGAUCCGCUUGGAGGGGUCAGGCUGGGCUGGGUGCGACAGCCCGGGGCGCUGCUCCUUCCGGAGACUGCAGGUGGCAGCGGUCUGGUCGUCGCUACAGCACCCGAUCCCGGAGCGGAGCCGCAGCGCGCAGGCAGGGAGCGCCUGCCCGCCGCCCGCCGCGCACUUCACCCCGUGGCGUCCGGGACAUAACAGCAGCCACGCUGCCGUCGUGGGCCGAGGAGCGGUUUUGCGCUUGGAGAGCUCGGCCACUUUCCACUCGCUGCUCAUCCAGGAAGGAGGGAUCUUAGUAUUUGCAGACGAUCCGGAGGAAGCCAUCACCUUACGAGCUCGCAGCAUCCUUCUUGAGGAUGGCGGGGCACUGCAUGUGGGCUCCGAAUGCCGCCCAUACCGUUCCAAGGCCACCAUUUCUCUCUACGGGAAAGCCACCGACGAGGCCAACGUGGAUGGCUAUGGCAGAAAAUUCCUGGGAGUGGGCAGAGGUGGCAUUCUGGAGUUGCACGGCAGGAAGCCUCAAUCCUGGACGCUCUUGGCCCAAACCUUGUACCCAGGUGGACUUCGGUACGGCCGGUACACUUCUGAAAAGCGCUGGAGUAAUCGUGGCCUCAACGUCCGGAUCGUGGAUGCGGGCACAGCCCAGGUCGUGGCCUCUGAACGCUUUGACACGCACCUCCUUGUUGAUGAUAGCCGCAGAUUGAGGGAAUUCCUUGCCCACCAAUCUCCGGGCCAUGUGGUAGCCAUGGCAGUAGGGGAUUCUGCAGCAAAGAGUUUGACCUUGGAGACCAGGCUGUUCCUCAAGAACCUGCUGCACAGCAAAUACAUCCUGCACCUGCAAUACAGGCAGCCUUGGGCUCUGGUUGGAAUCCUUGGCAGUCAUGCUUCUUCCAUCACAGAGGAUGCAACGCCUUCUCAACGCAACGGGACAACAAGGUUGGCAACAGCGACAAGAGAAUUUAAGACAUACGAAGGCAUUGUCUUUACAAUCACUGCUCACAGCGGAUGGAUCAAAGGAGUACCCCAUCAUGGAUUCAAAGUGGAAGUGUCUAGUGGCGUAAUUUUGGAUUUGGUGGACGAAGUGACUAGUUGGCUCCCCGGAGACAAGGUCGUCAUUGCCAGCACGGACUAUUCCAUGCACCAGGCUGAAGAGUUUAAUCUUCUGCCUUGUCCUGAAUGUCAGGCGAACCAAGUGAAGAUUGAUGGAAGUCCCCUCUAUCUCCACAUGGGUGAGAUUGUGGAUGGAGUAGACAUGAGGGCAGAGGUUGGCCUCUUAACCCGAAAUAUACUUAUCCAAGGAGAAAUGGAGGACUCCUGUUAUGGACCAAACCAUUGCCAGUUUUUCAGCGUUGAUACUUUUGGAGGACAAAUUAAAAUCCAAAAAGGUUUUACCUCCGUCCACAUGUCGGGGGUGGAGUUGAAGAACAUGGGCCAGCAGGUCCUAGGCAGCUAUCCGGUACAUUUCCAUCUGACGGGAGAUGUAGAUGAGAGAGGAGGCUACAACCCACCAUCUUACCUUGACAAUCUGGCCAUCCAUCACUGCUUCUCGAGAUGUGUCGCCAUCCAUAGAGCCAAUGGUCUUUGGGUGAAAGAUACCAUUGGCUAUGACACUCUGGGACACUGUUUUUUCCUGGAGGACGGGACAGAGCAGCGGAACACAUUUCACCACAACCUGGCGCUCCUUACCAAGGCAGGCACAAUCUUGCCGACUGACCGCAACGAGGCCAUGUGCCUCGCGAUGCGCGAUAAUGUGCAUAGAGGGUACGUUCCUGUCCCGAGCACCGAUUGCAUGGCUGUCAGCUCCUUCUGGAUUGCUAACCCAAAUAAUAAUCUCAUAGAGAAUGCAGCUGCAGGUGCUCAGGACGUUGGAAUAUGGUAUAUCUUCCACCGGGUUCCUACUGGACAGUCUGAAGGACAGUAUCCAGCCGGGCAGUCUGAACUGACUCCUCUGGGGACGUUUCACAACAACCGAGUCCACUCCAACUUCAAGGCUGGCUUGUUUAUUGGGAAAGGAGUCAAGACGACGAAAGCCAGUGCUGAAAAUCCUCGAGAAUAUCUGACAGUGGAUAACGCCAGAUUCCGUCCGCAUCAGGAUGCCGACCCUGCGAAGCCACGGGUUCCCGCUCUCAUUGAUGGCCUUGUUGCUUUCAAAAAUAACGACCAUGGAGCCUGGGCUAGGGGAGGAGACAUUGUCUUCCGCAACUGUGGCUUUGCAGACAAUGGGAUCGGACUCACUUUAGCCAGCGAUGGAACUUUCCCCAUCGAUGAAGGCUGCAGCCUAGAAGUGAGUCAUUCCAUCUUUGUUGGCGAGAGCAACAAUGUUGGCUCUCAGGGAGGACAAAACAGCUACUGGGGGAAAGGAGCUGGCGGAGAAUAUAGGACACUGCCCCGAAACAAGACGUUUCCGAUCCGUGGCUUCCAGAUAUACGAUGGUCCUGUCCGGCUGACGAAAUGCACAUUUAGAAAGUUUACCCCCACUGUGGACAGGCACUCGAGUGCCAUUGGCUUUUUCAUGAAGAAUGCCUGGCAGAUAAGUCCUCAGAACAAUGCCUCGCUGGUCAGGAUGGAGAGAAGCGUUGGGCUCAGAGUGUUCUUGGGCAGUCCAGGCCAGUGGUUUGGAGACAAUAAUAAUGAUGGCGACAAGGUCUCAAUUUUCCAUGAUUUGGAUGGUUCAGUGACAGGCUAUCCAGGCACCUUCGUGGGCAGGUCAGACAACUAUCUGAUUCGUCACCCGGGCUGCCUUAUCGUCCCAAGGUGGAACGGAAUGAUAUGUGCUGGGAAAUAUGCACAGCUCUAUAUUCAAGCCAGGCGUCCUGAGAAUCUGACCUUAUCAAUUGCCAGAGCCACAUACCAUUUCCAUCCUCUGAGGCUACACGGAGUGAACAGAGGGGUGCCAUACCAACAGUACCAGCCUGUGGUGAUGCUGGAGCAAAGCUAUAUUAUCCAGUGGGAUGGCAGAGCACCAGAAGAUGUCAUCCUUUACCCGGUCAACUUCAAUAGGGGAGACUGGCUCCAUGUUGCUUUGUGUUACCCAAAGGGAACGGUGUUCACUGUUGUGGGGGACAUUUACCAGCGGCAGACGGGGCGAGCGCACAGCGUAAUGCACUACCAGGCAGCCUCAUCCCACCAUACCGUGUUGAAUGGGACUGAUGAACGGCUCUUUUACUUCGACAAUGCAUCAGGGUAUCUCUUUGUCCAACUUCAAGCACAUGAAAUUCGGAAGGGCCACAGCUACUGCUCUCAACGUGGCUGCGAACGCCUUAAGAUAACAGCCUCGAUGCCCGAGGGGCAUCCCUGGAGUUGUGCUCCUAAUCCCUUUUUGGAAAAAGACAUCGGGAGGAAAGCUUCACAGCCCGCAAGGAUCCAGCACCGGGCUGUGCCUUGCAGUCAAUGCGGGGCUCCUUGGGUUGCUGUUACUAGUACGCCUUCAGUUAAAUACCUUCGGAUCCAAAUCCAGUCUGUCAGAAGGGCAGACCUGGAGAACUACUCAAAGGCGGCUUUUAUUAAGGUCAACGAUGACCUUUUCCUGUUCCAUGGCCGGGGGAUACUUUUCCUGGUUCUAGACGCAUGCUCGGGCGCAGUUGUGAGCCUGCAGCAUGUUGAUGCAGCCGCCGCUUCAAAGGCUGCCAGCACCGUAACCAAUUAUGUUGAAACAACUAUAAAUGAGAGAUCUAUUGUUCUUGUGUGUACUAGAGACCCUGCCAAAGUCAUGGGAACCUCUUUAAUGCCUGUGUUUACCACGUUAGGCUCUGCAAAGCCGAUUGCGUUCCACAAAAAAGGUAGUUUUGCGAUGCUUGGAUAUAAAGGAGACCCCACACCCUACUGGAUUAAAAUCCACAACCACGCUGCUGAUCAGAAAUCCGCUUCUCUUCAAUAUUAUGUGCCCCUGGUGCUGAGAGAGUACAGAUGCUCAGUUGAUGCAACAAAACUUCAAGACUUUGUGAAAACCGAGGAGGGCAAAACUCCACAAAGGCUAGAAAACAAACACAACUGAACUGUGCUGUGUUCGUUGGCUUGCCUGUAAGGAGGGGGCAUAACUCUAGUCUUCUUGUUUUUACAAGAUUGUAAAAAAAAUAACUUUAUUUUGCAGCUAAUAAAUAUAUUCUGAUAUGACAAAGUGGGAGGGGAAGUGUAGUUUGUGUUUUUUUUUUUCAGAGCCUGUACUCUUUUCGUUUCUAUCCAGAAUAGUGCUGUGGUUUAAGUCUGGUUGGAAGCCAGACCUCUAUCCUGAAAGCUCUGUUCUUUAAUCCUAGAAAUGUGGAGGUGAGGUGCAAUUAAUCAGUGAAAAACAAAAAUGCACUCUGCAUUUGCACAGAGGCACUCUUUGAUGUCACUUCAGUGUAUUCCAGGACUGAAUGCUGGCAUUGGCAAUCUCAUUAUGGGGAUGGGUAAUGCUAGCCCAACAUCUUUUUUUUUUUUUAAUGUAGCACCCCUCCCUUUCUUCUAGUUGAUGUGUGUUUUCUAAACGGCAAAAUCAGGGAAAUGGCAGCCCAUCUUGUAUCUGCUCUUUCAAUUGCUUUAGGGGAAAUCCAGACUAGGGAUGUCAGAUAAUUCUGUCAAAGACUGAAAUGGGAGCAGACAUUGCCACAAUUUGCAGGUUCACCCAAGGUCAGGAAUGGAAAUUAUGCAAGCUGAUAUGAGCAGAAUUCACUAUUGUUUUUUAAUCCAUGAACUUAGGUAAGUAACUCUGUUUGGUGGUAUUCAACUACGUUUUACUUACAGUAGACCUAUUUUGCUCAUUCAUGUCAGUGGGUCUACUCUGAAUAAAACUUAAUUGAAUACCACUUCUUAGUUUUUGUAUUGCAUUGGCAUUUCCCUUCCGUGGAAAUGUGUUGAAAAUUAUGUUACCUUCAGCCAGAGCAGAUAGCAAGACAUAUAAUGUGGGUUUCAGCAGAGGCUGAACUGUAGUAGAACAGAAACAGCGCUGGUUGAGAUGAACACAGGACAGCACAGAAAUCACUUCCUCCUUGCAUCCAUAAUCCAGACAGUUUACAUAUUCUGGGCCUAAGACUAAGUUCCAAUUAAGACAUGCCUAGAUGGAAUCGCUUGCAGCAGUUCCCAUAGGAACUGUCCCUAUAGGAUUUCAUACAAAACAAAAUUACUGCUUCUGGGAUCCAGGCACAAAACAGUUCAUCAGUGAAUGGAUCUAAAGCAGGCAUAGGCAACCUUGGCUCUCCAGAUG
Molecule: messenger RNA, 5667 nt
Organism: Zootoca vivipara (common lizard)
Lineage: Eukaryota; Metazoa; Chordata; Lepidosauria; Squamata; Lacertidae
Source: RefSeq, a predicted model, not a curated record